Nymphaea colorata (pocket water lily) is the source of this 828-nucleotide messenger RNA. Its product is annotated as glycine-rich cell wall structural protein-like. Lineage: Eukaryota; Viridiplantae; Streptophyta; Magnoliopsida; Nymphaeales; Nymphaeaceae. The coding region runs from base 1 to 828 and encodes 275 amino acids. The transcript has a single exon. The record is from RefSeq and is a predicted model, not a curated record.
AUGGGGAGAGUUUUUAAGGGUUUGGGGCUUCUGGGUGUUGUGUUCUUGGCAGCCAUUGCCGAGGGAAGGUUCCUUGAGAAGGAUAACUUCCUCGGUGGUGGUGGUCUUGGUGCUGGCGGCGGUUUAGGUGGUGGUGCAGGUGGCGGUCUUGGUGGUCGUGCUGGCGGUGGUUUAGGUGGUGGCGCUGGUGGUGGUCUUGGAGGUGGUGGUGGUGCAGGUGGCGGCCUUGGAGGUGGUGCUGGUGGCGGUUUAGGUGGUGGUGCUGGUGGCGGUGUUGGAGGUGGUGCUGGAGGUGGUGGUGCUGGUGGCGGUGUUGGAGGUGGUGCUGGAGGUGGUUUAGGUGGUGGUGCUGGUGGCGGUCUGGGAGGUGGUGCUGGUGGAGGUUUAGGUGGUGGCGCUGGAGGCGGUCUUGGAGGUGGUGGUGGUUUAGGUGGUGGUGCUGGCGGCGGUUUAGGUGGUGGUGCUGGUGGCGGUCUGGGAGGUGGCGCUGGCGGAGGUUUAGGUGGUGGCGCUGGUGGUGGUCUUGGAGGUGGUGCUGGUGGCGGUUUGGGAGGUGGUGCUGGAGGAGGUUUAGGUGGUGGCGCUGGUGGCGGUCUUGGAGGUGGUGCUGGUGGAGGACUAGGAGGAGGCUUUGGAGCUGGAAAGGGGGUUGGGUUUGGAGCUGGAAGUGGUGCAGGUGGUGGCUUCGGAGGAGGAGGUGGUGCUGGAGGCGGUGCUGGUGGUGGCUUAGGAGGAGGAGGUGGUGCUGGUGGUGGUUUUGGAGGUGGUGCUGGAGGUGGCGUUGGUGGUGGCUUUGGCGGAGGAGCUGGUGGCGGUGGUGGUUUCUGA